AGUCACUCCUACGUACCUCUUCAAUUAUUUGUUUCCACAUUUCAAUUUCAAUUUCAAUUCCUCUUCCUCCAUCAGAGAAAAUCCAAACUGAAGCAGACCCCUGCGCUCCAGAAGAGCUCGGUCUCUCUCCACUCCAUGGCCACCACAGAGCUAGACGAUUCACGUGCUUCACGGUUGCAGGAUAACCACCACACAACAGAUGACGACGAAGAUUACAGCGUCACAGACAGCUUGGACGACGCGGAGGAGGAGACGGAUGAAGAAGAAGGGAACAACGGAACACACGACGGUGACAAGGCGGUCGGGUGGUGCUGUCGGGGGAAAGGGGUGACUGGAGGGUGCGGUUUCGGCGGGAAGGUGCUGGACCCGAGGGCGAAGUGGGUUCAAGAAUGGAACAGGGUGUUCCUGCUGGUGUGUGCGAUGGGCUUGUUCGUGGACCCACUCUUCUUCUACGCCCUCUCCGUGAGCGACACGUACAUGUGCCUCUUCGUCGACGGAUGGUUCGCCGUCACCGUCAUGGCUCUCCGCUGCAUGACGGACGCCUUGCACCUCUGGAACAUGUGGCUGCAAUUCAAAAUGGGCAAGCGCCACUUCGGAAGUGGCCUGGCCGUCAAUACGAGCCGUCGCUUGGCCGCUCUUCGCUAUCUAAAGGUCAAGACAGGCUUCUUCUUCGACCUCUUCGUCAUACUCCCUCUACCUCAGGCGCGCACACACUCCCUUUUGUUUUCGCAGAUUGUACUAUGGGUUACGAUCCCGUAUCUGUUGGAGAAUGGAUCGGUGACGUUGGCGAUGACGGUGUUCUUAAUAAUGUUUCUGUUUCAAUAUCUUCCAAAGAUAUAUCACUCUGUUUGCCUCUUGCGACGCUUGCAAAACCUCUCCGGCUACAUUUUUGGCACCGUUUGGUGGGGAAUUGCCCUUAACAUGAUCGCCUAUUUUGUCGCCUCCCAUGCAGCAGGAGCAUGCUGGUACUUGCUAGGGAUUCAGAGGGCGGCCAAGUGUCUGAAAGAGCAAUGCGGGAAAACGAGCGGGUGUGGGCUAGGAAUACUGUCUUGCAAGGAACCAAUAUAUUAUGGAACCAAUGGGAUGGUGAGGGACAGAGCAAGACAGUCAUGGGCAGAGAACAGGCAAGCCAGGUCGACGUGCUUGGACAGCUCUGACAACUACGACUAUGGAGCUUAUAAAUGGACCGUUCAGCUCGUCACCAACGACAGCCGACUUGAAAAGAUUCUCUUCCCUAUCUUUUGGGGCCUCAUGACGCUAAGCACUUUCGGGAACCUGGAGAGCACAACAGAAUGGCUAGAAGUGGUUUUCAACAUCAUUGUUUUGACCAGCGGCCUUAUUCUGGUCACCAUGUUGAUUGGAAACAUCAAGGUUUUCUUGCAUGCAACGACAUCAAAAAAGCAAGCGAUGCAACUGAAGAUGAGGAACAUAGAGUGGUGGAUGAGGAAGAGGCACCUUCCUCCUGGGUUUCGGCAGCGCGUGAGGAACUACGAACGGCAGCGAUGGGCGGCGACGCGUGGAGUGGACGAAUUCGAGAUGAUCAGAAAUCUGCCGGAGGGCCUCCGAAGAGACAUCAAGUACCAUCUCUGCUUGGACUUGGUCCGGCAGGUUCCCCUGUUUCAGCACAUGGAUGAACUGGUGCUGGAGAACAUCUGCGACCGCGUGAAGUCACUCAUAUUCACAAAAGGAGAAACAAUAACCAGAGAGGGAGAUCCAGUUCAGAGAAUGCUGUUUGUUGUGAGAGGUCAUCUUCAGAGCAGUCAAGUUCUGAGAGACGGCGUGAAAAGUUACUGCAUGUUAGGGCCAGGGAACUUCAGCGGCGACGAGCUCCUCUCGUGGUGUCUGCGGAGGCCGUUCAUAGAGCGGCUGCCGCCGUCGUCGUCGACGCUGAUCACCCUGGAAACGACGGAGGCGUUUGGGCUCGAAGCGGAGGACGUCAAGUACGUGACGCAGCACUUCAGGUACACGUUCAUGAACGAGAAGGUGAAGAGGAGCGCCAGGUAUUACUCGCCGGGAUGGAGAACUUGGGCAGCCGUUGCCAUUCAGCUCGCGUGGAGGAGGCACAAGCAUCGCCUGACCUUGGCGUCGUUGUCGUUCAUAAGGCCUCGAAGGCCUGUGUCUCGCUGCUCUUCUCUUGGAGAGGACAGACUUCGCCUCUACACUGCCUUGUUGACCUCACCAAAGCCUAAUCAGGAUGAUUUUGACUUUUGAAUCAUCUCCACUUCCCCUAUCAUAUGCGGACGUGUUCGAUGUAAUCCCCCCCCCCCUUAUGCCAACUUUUAAAGCAAUAUUUGGUUGGUAAACAAAAUAUUUUCUAAAAAAUGGGAAAUUAAAGUGAAUUUUUCAAAGAAAAGGCAAUUAGAUA
Molecule: messenger RNA, 2365 nt
Organism: Prosopis cineraria
Lineage: Eukaryota; Viridiplantae; Streptophyta; Magnoliopsida; Fabales; Fabaceae
Product: cyclic nucleotide-gated ion channel 4
Exons: 7
Coding region: 136-2211 (691 amino acids)
Source: RefSeq, a predicted model, not a curated record